GUCUUUGACGUGUUCGUCAACCAAUGAAAAGUGAGAAAAUGCUAAACCCCGCCUACUAGGCUGGGACCAAGUGGACCAAUUGUGAUUGGAGAGUGGGAGGGACCCUGACGGUUUUAGAAGGAGAAUGGAAUGAAGAGGAAAAAAGGAGCUAACGGAAGAAAAACAAAAGGAGUUGGCAGGAACAAAAAAAGUUCAUUCUGCAGCCUCGGCUCGGAGGGAAAGGACGCGCCUUUGAUGACGUGUUCCUAUUCAGAUUAUAGUCUGUGCUAUAUAUCCCUGACCGGACCGCAGUGAGAGGUUCGAGUAAAAGAAACUCGAGGUUAUCCUCAAGUGAUUUCAUGUGCAUGGGGUAUCUGCAUGGCAGUUGUUUCCUAUGGCAUCAAAUGAUAAACAAGAUCAUCCCACUGGCCAAAAUCAAUUGCCUUGCCUAUAUGAUACAUCAAUAUGGGGAUCUAUCUUGGCUUCAGUGAAAGAACAGCUCCCAUCUUUUGACUCAGAUUCUUCCUCGUCAGAUGAGGAAGAUGGGGAAUUAUUCAUCUUCCAGCGAGAUGAAGAAAAUCUGAUUCCAGACUUAACUGAAGAAUUGGCAGAUGACCCAGACAUUCAGCAGCUUCUGGAAUCUGUGAUAAACACUGGAAAGAACUGGUAUGGAGGGAUAAAGGAUUCAGCCAUUCUUGAAGGGAAAGACGCUAGCAAGCCUUUGCUGAUUGGUCCAGCUUUUGCAGACAUCGAAGAAAUUCAAACAGGCAUUCAUCUCAGGAUCACUGAAAAAAGUGCCCAGUGGCAGAAAGGAGACUGGGACUUGUUUAGAUCUAGUGCUCAGGCUCUUAUCACUGGACCGCAGGAGGAAGAAUUCUCAACUUCAACCUAUAAAAAAGGUCUCACAACUGACAAUUUAGGGACUGGUAAUUUAUCUUCCUCUGAAGAGUCAGAUUCCACAAGCAUAAAAGCUAUCAGAAAAGAGAGAAGAAAGAUGAUAGAGAAGAACAUACUUUGCAAGGAAAUCAAGAAGUUUCCACUUGAAAGUUUAAGUUGUUCACAAUUCACAGAACCCACAACCCAUGAACCCACUGAGUCAGAGGAUAUGAAAGAAAAGAUGCCAGCCAAACAUGAAGGCUUGAAACUACAGUCUCUUGAGAUACUUGAUGAGUGGGAUUUAGAUAAGAUACUUCAAAACCUGGAGGCGCAAAAAAACCAGGGAGAAUGUGCAACAGGAGUCACAUGCUGGGAAGUCGACCCUUCUUUUAAAGGCCGAGGAAGCCUUGUGUCCAAAACCCAGGACAGGCUUAUGGAGCAGCUAGUUGCCCUAUGUGCCAAACAGUCUAAAGAUUUAUCCUUACCCCAUGAGAAGCCUUCUGACAAGCUCUGCCAUCCUAUGGAAGACCAGAUCAGAAGCAGGUGUAUGUCACACCUAACACCAGGGCAGAGGCAACAUGUGACUAAAGACACAAAGCUGAAGGGGAAAAUGGAGUCUCCCACAGUUUUCAUUGACCUCAGGCAGCCUGAGCCAAAGAAAUCAGUGCCUCUGCCUAGGUCAGAACACCGAUUCCAGAAUCAAGGGGACAAGCUCAGCUCCAGUGACAGCUCUAUCGAAAGUGAGGAGGAGACUCCAGAUGUGAGAGAUGAGAAAGGACCCAGAGAGAGAAUUUCACAAGGACCAAGGGACCAGACUGGGAAAAGUUACCUGCUACAACAGCUCCGUGCUUUCCAGAAGACCUCUCGGUCACGUGGCACUGAAACUAAAGUGAUUGCCCAAGAGGGCCACAAUACUCUGGAGGCUGAAACUUUUGAAGACGUGGCCAAGUCAGGAAUCAGGAGAAAACAACACGUGGUAACAAGAGAUACCCAUCAGCACACUUCCGUGAGGCCCCUGGGAUCUCAGUACCUCCCACUCCUAGACCAGGAGGCCAAAGGUAGAGGAGAAAAUCAAAAGGGCACAGACGAGAAUCUGGAUUCAGAAAAAUUCAUUGUGGAGUUGGCAACUCCUCUGAAUAAAACAAGAGAAACCUCAAGCAGUUGGAAGAACUAAUGUGGAAUGUCUGCCUAGCCUUCAAGAGCAUUUCACCAACAUGAAGCCCACGACUUCUCUCAAAGAAGUGAUUCAAAUAUGCAGUCCCUUGGCACAACAAAAAUGAGUUGACUUCAUGGAAGGAGUAGAGAUAAUUUCAAAUCAGUCUCAGAUAAAAGCCCCUGACAAAGAUUGCAAGCCUCCAAUGUGACCACUUACACCAUGAAAAAGCUGUUUAACCACUUCAUUGACAAAGGCAGCCUUCCUUUCCCUUCCCAUGGCAUGGGAUGCACUUUCAUGCGUUUGCCCUAUAUCAGACAAAUGAGGAAACAAGUCACAGCCUUUGACACCUGCCAGGAUACGGAAGCAGCAAAUUAUAGGAGUCAUUCUUCAGUCAUCCCUUAGAUUUCUCUGCUUCCUGGAAGGAGACCUGAGCCAUGGCUCAUCACACAUUUGAAUAUGCUCUUUCAUCUCAUAUCUAACCAUGACCCUGACUGUACAGGAGCUGGGGAAGCGGCAGAAGACCCAGCCACCAACCCUAAUAAACACUAGGUGGAGGAAGGGAAUUCAACUAGUUUCCAAGUAGGAUAAUAGAAAAUCAGAAGAGGACUUGUAGUUGUGACUGUGACCAGGAACAGGCCCAGAUUGCCUUGAAUAGCCCAGCUUCCCUGGGCCCUCCAUAACCUCCACCCACAUCUGUAUGCCCCUUGACUACCUUAGGACCUGAGCUCUGACUAGGGAGCUCUUCAGCUUGAUUGAUACUUUCAUUUGAUGUCAGCGUAGAGCUGCCCAACAUUCUACUACCUUGGUAUUCAAAGGCUUCUUGUUUUUUAAUUCUAAUGUUUCUCUUUUCCCCCUUUAAUAUCAGCAAAUGUAUUAAAAUAUCUAUUCAAUAAAGUAACAGAAAAUCAACUUUCAGUUCCAAGUUCAACAGCAGCUCUGGAUGAUCUAUUUGUUAAGGAAAUUAAGACAAGGUCAAUGGGCUGGGAAUUGUAUUUUAGAGCUUUUGCAAGGUUUUUAAUUGUGACAACUCUUAACAGUCUGCCUAAUGGUGUGCUGGUAAAUGUUUAACAACUGGCUCUCUGAAAACCCACAACAUACUUCUAAGUUUAAUCUGCAUUCUUAUUUUAUCUAUUACUCUCUUAAAUCUAGAAAACCAACAAAAUAAAUCAAGCCCUGUUUGGUGGCCUUUGAUGAUUUCCAAGGUGUAAAUGCUCACACUAAAAAUUUAAUAACUGAUAAGAACUGGCUCCAACACAACCCUAUGCAUGUCCCACUGCUUUAUCAGCUCUUUCCGCUAUCAGUUUGACCAAGUGGCCUGAUUGUUCUUAUAGUUUGGUCUCAGUACUUUACGUAGUUGCUAUUUUGUUAUGUAUCAUUUGGUUUAUCUUUGUAGUAUUGUGUUUGUUCUUUUAUCAGCCCCUAUUUGACAUCCAAUCAAUCACUAGUGUAGAAUGUGAGUAAUACUUACACCUAUAGGUAUAGGGCAACUACACCAAGGCAGUGUAUCUUGCAACUGUAUGUUCAGUUAUUUCACUUGUCAACAUU
Molecule: messenger RNA, 3556 nt
Organism: Vombatus ursinus (common wombat)
Lineage: Eukaryota; Metazoa; Chordata; Mammalia; Diprotodontia; Vombatidae
Gene: DNAAF8
Product: chromosome unknown C16orf71 homolog
Exons: 10
Coding region: 374-2029 (551 amino acids)
Cellular component (GO): dynein axonemal particle
Molecular function (GO): dynein complex binding
Source: RefSeq, a predicted model, not a curated record